Symbiodinium natans is the source of this 1089-nucleotide messenger RNA. The record is from the annotation of a GenBank genome assembly. NCBI's taxonomy places the organism in Eukaryota, Dinophyceae, Suessiales, Symbiodiniaceae.
AUGUCGAUGGAGCACGUUGCGUCCGUGUGGCUGCCGCGCAGCCUCCACCUGCUUAGCGGCCCGGCGGCUCUCAGUGCCCUGCGCAGCUGCAGGAGCUUGAAGAAGUUGUUGCCUCGCUGCCUCCAGCUUGGUGAGGGCCUUUGGAUCCUUGAGCAGCUGCAGGCCGUUACGCUGAAAGAGCUCCUUGACCGAGAUCAGGAUCUAUGCAGCUCCUUCCUUGAGACAAGAGGUGAGAUGGGGAAGUAUCAGAUACGCUACAUUGCAGACGGGAUUUUUGAGCUUCGCACCAACGUGACCGCAGCGGAGCCGCAGACCAACCCGGACUCGGAUGAUGACCUGGACUGCCCCACAGCCGUGGUUUCAGUUUCAAAGAAGGCAACAGAGGUGGAGCGGAGCCUAUCAGAGAUGUUCGUGGCCAUGAACGGCAAUGAGACAUUGGAGCUGACCAAGCGCGUGCUUGGCCUUCCCAGGCAAAUGGCUCAGCAGCUGCCGAAGCUGUUUGCGGGUAGCUUGGAGAUCGUGGGGGAGGAGUCGCCAGCUCUAGUAGCCAUGGGCCUGGCCGGCUGGGAGGUCGAGGGCGGCCCGGCCCAUUUAGACAGCGACUGUGAUCCGGACGAGGACCCCAGUCGCUGGCCUUUCUUCUGCUUCCGGCAUCCAGAGCCGAAAAUCCCGCUGGCGAUCUUCCAUUUGGAUGGCUGGUUUGAUCUGCCCGGGGGGGACGGAGGUUGCAAGGUGAGCCUGGGGUAUGUGAGCACCGACUUCGACUAUGUCGUGGCGUCGCGGUAUUUCUGCGAGUAUCCCAUACGUCGAAGGUUGGCGACCAGGGUGUCGGCAAGCUUCGAGGAAGCUGCAAACCUACUGAAGGUCGGGAGCGAUGGCCUACUCAAGGUCUCUGAGGGGCCGUGGUCCCGUCUCAGCAGGGAAGGAACAGAGAAGGAGGAGAUCUUUGCGAAGACUACCACGCCUGACGGUUGGGAGGUGGAGGUAACCUCGAUGUAUAUCACGGAUGAUCGGUGCGUCAUGGGUGCUCCGUACCUUAAAGCCGUCUACCGGGAUGCCAGGCGGUUGUUGCGGCAGCACCCGAACUAG